This is a messenger RNA of Sporisorium graminicola, 555 nucleotides long. RefSeq lists its product as uncharacterized. The record is from RefSeq and is a predicted model, not a curated record. NCBI's taxonomy places the organism in Eukaryota, Fungi, Basidiomycota, Ustilaginomycetes, Ustilaginales, Ustilaginaceae. Gene Ontology annotation, biological process: protein folding in endoplasmic reticulum. Gene Ontology annotation, cellular component: EMC complex. Bases 1 to 555 code for a protein of 184 amino acids. The transcript is spliced from 5 exons.
AUGGUGAACACGACAAAGCCACAACCACAGCCGCUCUCGGCGUUCCGAGUCAACUAUGCCGGUACAUCAAAAUCGAAAGCACAAGACUUGCCAGAUCCUAUCGGCUUUACAGACCCAGAUGCUGUCAGCAAGAAGCAGUCCAAGGCGAAAGCGUCGGCAGCGUCGGCCGCGGCUGCCCAGCGCGCUGAUCCAGCCGCACUCAAAAUGGCCAAAGCGUGGGAGCUGGCCUAUUCGCCCGCCAAGUCGCUGCCGAUGAACGCCAUCAUGCUGUACAUGUCCGGAUCGGGCGUGCAGAUCUUCAGCAUGAUGGCGGUCGGCAUGCUCAUCACCGGCCCGCUCAGAGGCAUCGCCUCUAUGAACAGCUCCUUCGAUCGACUUUCUUCGCCGGGACAGAGCCUGCUGCUGCCCAAGUUGCUGUUCGUCUUGUGUCAGCUGGCAGGUAUCGCGGUGGGAUUGUACAAGUGCUGGAGCAUGGGCCUGUUGCCCACCGAGACGAGCGACUGGCUGGCUUGGAGGCAGCCACGGACGCCUUUGGAGUUUUCGCCGAUCCACUAG